This is a messenger RNA of Hyposmocoma kahamanoa, 3705 nucleotides long. RefSeq lists its product as uncharacterized. The record is from RefSeq and is a predicted model, not a curated record. The transcript is spliced from 23 exons. NCBI's taxonomy places the organism in Eukaryota, Metazoa, Arthropoda, Insecta, Lepidoptera, Cosmopterigidae. Bases 55 to 3477 code for a protein of 1140 amino acids.
CGUCUGCCACGAUAGAGCUGCCGCAGCGCAUUACACCCACCGUUGGGCCCCAGAAUGCGCGCUGGCUCCAUCGGAAUCCUUGGCUGCGUGCUCGCGUCCUUAGCAAUUAGCGCUGGAAACAACGCGGCCAUUUCUAACGAUCUCAGUAGUACAGUAUCUAAACAGCAAAGCCCAAACAAAGACGAGAUUUCUCGAGAUGGGAUAUCAACAGAGACUUCGGAAAGUGAAGUAACUACAAGCUCUCCAGAAUAUUCAAGAAGUGCGGCAUACGCAGUCGCUUCCAGCGAUGGCAGUGGAUCCUCUCAGGCAGUGGCUCAAGCUACAGCUACAAGCGGAGGAGAUAACACACUCAAUCCAGGAAUGGGCGGUAGAUACCCACAGUACCCACAAUACCCCCAGCCAAAAGGCUUGGGAUAUGAUCCGUCUCAAUUAGUAAACUAUAACCCUCAAACGUUAACUUCCGGACCCAUACUACAUAAUGCACAGGCCCGACCAAAUACUCCAGGGGGAAUGAACCCUUACAGUCUACCGUUGAACUGGAAUACAAAAUAUCCAGGAGCAGGUCCUAAUUUGUAUCCAAACACGGGUUUCAAUUUUGCACCACAAGUAUCAAAUGCACAGGCACAGGCUUUUGGAACAUCAAGCUCCGCUCAGGCUCAAGCUCAAGCAAAUGUAUUACAGCAAGCGUAUCCAACUACGCUACAACAAAAUUAUCCGUGGGAUAACGCGUAUAAUAACAUGAGUCCUGGAUACGUUUCUGUUCAACCGCAAGAUGUACCUGAUAGUCCUGCUCAGACGGUAGGCCAAGGGUAUUAUCAGUAUGGUCAAGCGUACCCACCUCAGCCGGUGCUACACAACCCCGUAUACACCGGGCCGGUUUCCGGUUUCCCAGAUUAUGGUUCGGCUCAAAUUCAGCCCAAUGCUCUGAGUGUAAGACGAAACACUGAGUCUAUGCAAGCUCUCUUGAACGAAGGACCAUACCUCACUACUCGACGCUAUGAGCCAGCGCAGAACGAAGCGAAACAAAGUUAUUUAGCUUACCCGCGGUCCGCGCAGAACGUAAGAUCAAACAUGAGAGCGUUUGGCCCAAUAUAUCAAAAUGUUGGUUAUAACGCUGGUUCCAUAGAAGCGCAAUCGGAUCUGCCAAUCUACAAAAAUCUGCCAAUCUAUGCUCCUGGAAUUAAUGUUGUAACGCAGUCCAGCUCAUUGCCCGAAAACUUUGGAUACACUACAAGUCCGGCGAACGCAUUCUCGAGAAUUGUUCCCGAAGAGGAAGUAAUCUAUCCAGAUGAAAUACCAGGCGCAGAAAACAGUGUAGUAUGUGGCCGAAUCGGCGAGCUACACCACUUAUGGAUGGCGUCGUAUCAGUGCCUAGUAUGUGUAUGCGCCGAGGAUCGCGGACAGUUGCGUCCAGCAUGCGCGCGCUGCGCAGACUGUCGCACCCCGGACUCCUUGCGGCCCGAAUCAACACAAACUAUCAGCCCAUUGAUUGUAGAAACUCAAUCAUCCUCGGAAUCACCAGCGUCCUGCAACCCUUUACCAGUGAACAAAGAGUUUCAGAACCCAUUGAAUCCCUGUCAAGUGUGCGUUUGCCAGCAGACUAGCCGGCACGAUGUGAAGAUCACCUGUCAAGAAAGUCCACAGUGCGUAAUACCCGCGAAUGUGCCGACAAUACCACCCAUGCCCGUGCCUUCCGAACCAGUUUCAUUACCGCUGUGCAACAAAAUGCCGCAGAACGUGUUGUUCCCGCACCCUACUGAGUCGUGUAAGCUGUGCAAGUGCUUCGUGCAGCGGUCACCACCGGAAAUGGCAGAGCCGCACGUGCUCUGCCAGCCCAACCCCGAUUGCCGCUUAUUUCCAGUACAUCCAGACAAGCCAUCGCAUCCGUCAGGGCCAUAUGCAUUUCCUAUCGAUGAAGUCAUACCUCAGGACCCUAGUAAACCAGACACUCUCCCCUACGCGGUAACCGGCUACCCAACUUCCUCGGAAGCGUAUCCUUCACCGGAGUCUAUCACGGAUCACUACGCACUUUCUUCAUUGACCAUCCCGUCGAGUUCGCCGUCAUCUUUGGAAACAGUGCCAUGGCCACCUUACAAACGCGGUCCUUUACCGGGUCCUCCUCCACACGACUCGUGCCGCCCGUUCCCGCCUAACACACCAUUCGACCACCCGUGGGACGAGUGCCAGGUGUGCGUAUGCAGCGAGGCGGCGGGGCAAAACCACGUCUCCGUUGAAGUCUCGUGUUACACCAAGCCUUCCUGUUGUAUUGAAAUCCCAACAAUUGGUCCCGCGAAACAAGUAAUAGUUCCGACCAGCAUACCCGCCGCGGCGUCUGGAAACUCGCCCCAGUUGCAUAUUCUCGAUAAAAUGUGCGAAUUCAAGAGUUUCGGGGUGGAGUUCCGGAGCGAGGCAGACCGCUGCCGCAUUUGUUCGUGCGAGCUAAUCGGAGCGUAUGUGGCACCGGUUUGUCGACGAGCACCUUUGCCCGAAUGUACCAAUCGGCCUGCUUCAAUUUUCAACGGACAAGUCAUUUACAUCGAGCCCCGUUGUCGACAUCAGCUGCCGUACCAGCCCUUCGCCGUCGGCUGCAACCACUGCACCUGCCAGUCCAUUUUCAACUACGUAGUUGCCAAAUGCACUUCAAACCCACUCUGUCACAGUGCCAACAUAGAAGGAAAGACGUCGGCCAAUACCCAGGCAAACACACAAACCCAAUUUCUGAGCUACUCCGGCGGCUUGGUAUCCGCUCCUUUGCAGCCUACUCGUCCAAUGCCUUAUUCGUCGCUACAGACCGCAAGCGGUUUAGGAGCAGGAUAUGCGAACGUCAACAGUUAUCAGAAAGAACGACUUUACUCCAGCAACCCGGCGUCCGCUCAAACCGGUGCCUUCUCACAAAAUAAUAACUUCUACACAAAUGGCCUCGAUGGAUACAAAGGAUACCAGUCACGAAACGAAGAAGCAUUGGCGAUGGCAACAGCUUCCAGUUCGGGGCUCUAUCAACCGUCGAUGAUCAACUCCUACCCCACCGAAAAUAUUUACUCUCUAGGAAAUUUUGGCAACCGCGCGGAUUUAUUAACACAAUCCAAAAACUCCAUUUUUUUCCCUAACAUUAACACUUAUAAAUAUACGCCUCCUAAUACCGCCCAUCCGAGCGUAAUGCAAGUUCUGCCCACGCAAGACGUGUAUCCUUCCAUGUACUCGAGACCCGGAUACAAUCCUUCUCCACCUCACAUGGGAGGCAACUGGGACACCUUCAAAUCGAAUGCUAAUUUGAAUACCCAGUCGUCUAAUGCAAUGGCGAGUGCCAGCGCGAGCGCAAGUGCGAGCGCCCUCGCGGGCAGCAGUGGUGGGGGCGGGGGCAGGGGUUCGCAGUGCCAGUACGAGGGAGACAUGUACCACCAGCGGUGCCAGGCGUGCUUCUGCCGCUCCCACGGCAACGGGCAUCUCUACGCUGUGUGCCUGGGCGAUCCCUGCUAACGACGCGGACAACUUCGGGAGAUAGAAAGAGCGGCGAAGAAACAAACGGAAACGCGAAGAUGAGCGCGGGCGUGCCUCGCGCGAGCGACGACCUCGGCGACUGCUAUGGACUCCGCUCCAACUUAGUGACUACUGUGUGAUUAGCAAGCGACAUAGCACGCCUUUAUAAUUUAUUUAAGUACUAUUAUAACCAUGCAAUUUAACGCAAUAAAUGUAUAUUUAUAUAUA